Messenger RNA from Eubalaena glacialis (North Atlantic right whale), 3749 nucleotides. It is a transcript of the gene FEM1A, whose product is annotated as fem-1 homolog A. The record is from RefSeq and is a predicted model, not a curated record. Gene Ontology annotation, molecular function: protein binding. The transcript has a single exon. Bases 118 to 2112 code for a protein of 664 amino acids. Lineage: Eukaryota; Metazoa; Chordata; Mammalia; Artiodactyla; Balaenidae.
AUGGCGGCGGGGGAGACGGUGAAGGUUGCACCGGGUUCCUCCGGGCGCUAGUCCGCCGUCCCCCCCCGUCCCCCAGUACCCCGGCGGCCGGCCCAUGGCCUGGCGGAGGCCCGGACCAUGGACCUGCACACCGCCGUGUACAACGCCGCCCGCGACGGCAAGCUGCAGCUGCUUCAGAAGCUGCUCAGCGGGCGGAGCCGGGAGGAGCUGGAAGAGCUGACGGGCGAGGUGGCCAGCGGGGGGACGCCACUGCUCAUCGCCGCCCGUUACGGCCACUUGGACGUGGUCGAGUACCUGGUGGACCGGUGCGGCGCGAGCGUGGAGGCGGGCGGCUCGGUGCACUUCGAUGGCGAGACCAUCGAGGGUGCUCCGCCGCUGUGGGCCGCCUCGGCCGCCGGCCACCUGGACGUGGUGCGGAGCCUGCUGCGCCGCGGGGCCUCGGUGAACCGCACCACGCGCACCAACUCGACGCCCCUGCGCGCCGCCUGCUUCGACGGGCACCUGGAGGUGGUGCGCUACUUGGUGGGCGAGCACCAGGCCGACCUGGAGGUGGCCAACCGGCACGGGCACACGUGCCUCAUGAUCUCCUGUUACAAGGGUCACCGCGAGAUCGCCCGCUACCUGCUGGAGCAGGGCGCCCAGGUGAACCGGCGCAGCGCCAAAGGCAACACGGCCCUGCACGACUGCGCCGAGUCCGGCAGCCUGGAGAUCCUGCAGCUGCUGCUCGGGUGCAACGCCCGCAUGGAACGGGACGGCUACGGCAUGACCCCGCUGCUGGCGGCCAGCGUGACGGGCCACACCAACAUCGUGGAGUACCUCAUCCAGGAGCAGCCCGCUGGGGAGGAGGCGAGGCCAGGGCUGGCCCGAGAAGGCCCCUCCUCCAGCCCGGCGUGCGCGCAGCCCCAGGGCGCCCGCUGCGGCAGCUCCUCCCCAGAGGAAUCCCUGAGCGGGGAAUCGUACGAGAGCUGCUGCCCCACCAGCCGGGAAGCCGCCGUGGAAGCCUUGGAGUUGCUGGGAGCCACCUACGUGGAUAAGAAGCGAGAUCUGCUCGGGGCCCUGAAACACUGGAGACGGGCCAUGGAGCUUCGUCACCAGGGGGGCGCGUAUCUGCCCAAACCCGAGCCCCCGCAGCUGGUCCUCGCCUAUGACUAUUCCAGGGAGGUGAACACCGCCGAGGAAUUGGAGGCGCUCAUCACCGACCCGGAUGAGAUGCGCAUGCAGGCCCUGUUGAUCCGAGAGCGCAUCCUGGGUCCCUCCCACCCGGACACUUCCUACUAUAUUCGGUACCGGGGCGCGGUGUACGCCGACUCAGGCAACUUCGAGCGCUGCAUCCGCUUGUGGAAGUACGCUCUAGACAUGCAGCAGAACAACCUCGAGCCUCUGAGCCCCAUGACCGCCAGCAGCUUCCUCUCCUUUGCCGAACUUUUCUCCUACGUGCUCCAGGACCGUUCGGCCAAGGGCAGCCUGGGCACGCCAGUCGGCUUUGCAGACCUCAUGGGGGUGCUGUGCAAAGGAGUCCGGGAAGUGGAGCGGGCCCUGCAGCUGCCCAAGGAGCCCGGGGACUCGGCCCAGUUCACCAAGGCCCUGGCCAUCAUCCUCCACCUGCUCUACCUGCUGGAGAAAGUGGAGUGCACGCCUGACCAGGAGCACCUGAAGCACCAGAAGGUCUACCGGCUGCUCAAGUGCGCCCCCCGCGGCAAGAACGGCUUCACCCCUCUGCACAUGGCCGUGGACGCGGAGACCACGAACGUGGGCCGCUACCCGGUGGGCAGGUUCCCCUCCCUCCAGGUGGUCAAGGUGCUGCUCGACUGCGGGGCCGACCCAGACAGCCGGGACUUUGACAACAACACCCCGCUGCACAUCGCGGCGCAGAACAACUGCCCGGGGAUCAUGAACGCCCUGAUCGAGGCGGGGGCCCACAUGGACGCCACCAACGCCUUCAAGAAGACGGCCUACGAGCUGCUGGACGAGAAGCUGCUAGCCAAGAGCACCAUUCAGCCUUUCAACUACGUGACCCUGCAGUGCCUUGCGGCCCGCGCCCUGGACAAGAACAAGAUCCCCUACAAGGGCUUCAUCCCCGAGGAGCUGGAGGCUUUCAUCGAGCUGCACUGACAGGGCGCAGAGGAGAACCCGGGAGGGGCGGGGCCCGCACCUGUCCCCGCCCCCGCAGGGGAGCACUUCCGGUGGCUGGAAUGGGGGAAGGGCUCUCCCGCCUCCACGGCCCCCUCCCCUCCGCAGGGAGAGGGGAAAGGAGUCAGCGAGCUGUCGGUGCUAGAAGCCUUCAGGAUCACGCGCUAGGAGAACGGACUUUCUCGAGGAGCCCGCGCGCGCGCCCAUCCUCAACAGGGAGAAGACGCUCAACCAACCUCCCGCACGUCCUGUCUGCCUGGGUUUCUGAGGGUCUUAGGGUCUGCCUUCUGACCCGGAGGCAGAGGGAUUGAAGCCCUCGCCAUCCCCCCCUGCUAGAAACGCAAGAAGAGACGGAGAGUCGGGUCCGGCCUCUGCCCCUUACGUGGCCGGAUAGACCCAGCCGGCCAGUGCAGUGUUAGGACUGGGGGUCCCCGGGCGGGGGGAGUAGGAGACUUGCCCCCUACAGCACGUUUGCACCCGCUCCCUCCGCCCUGCUGUGGGCCGGGCGCUCUGCCUGGGCGGCCUGCCGUUUGCGUAGCUUUUGUGGUUUGGUGUUCCGUUUACGUACCAAGCGGGCAGGUUACAGCUGUGCCUCAGCAGUCCUGAGGUUUUGCUGCCAUAUACUUUUUUUUUUUUUUUUUUAAGAUUUUGGUUUGUCGGGCUCGCUAAAUUCACUUGACGCAGCGAGGGUUUUGUCGUGCCCGAGACGGCCACGCCACGGCCGGCAAGAGUGAGCUUCGUUGGGUGAAGAGUUGACGGAGGGAGGGGCCAUCCCGGCCUAUCAGUCCCCAAAACGAGGGUGCCGGUACCUUUCUGAACACUUCACUCGUUUGCCUUUUACUUGGGCCGCCCGACUUCCCGUUCACACUAGAAGGAGAAGUAAUUUUCCAAACGAGGAGCCGGCCAAACACUGAAGGAGCCGGGCUUGCCGGCCGCUUCCCACCCAGCAAGAGCUAGCGUGGUUGGUUUGGGCUUUGGUUUUCACGAUUUCCAAGUUAAAACUGCAGGUCACUUCUGCCUCACAAAUCACACUGGAGGGCACAGGUGUGUGGCGAGCAAGCCAAGUGGCUGUAGCCAUUUUUUAGCUGCUUGGGGAACUGGAUCCAGGUGACCCUGAGACAACGCCAAGUACACUGUUAACCCACUAAGUCAGCUAGGUGAGACGGUGGAUGUCGGGAAUGGGUUGCCAACUAAGGUGGUACAAAGUCUUGGUCUCCCAUCCUUCGGGGGGUCCAGCGCUCCUGCCAGAGAACCCGCCCCAGCGAGAUUCCCUCGGGGGCAUCCUCUAUCCGCCCCGCCGCCAGCAGGAGAGUGAUCUUGGCAUGCUGGGAGGGCAGAAGGGGACGGGAGCAACCGCCCGCCGGCUCAGGAGAGCGGUCGUUGCCACCCCGCGCCUCUCCCGCAGCCUUGUCGAGGGGCAGCUGCACGGAAGCCUCCAGAAGCCACAUCGGGUCCCUGGAUGUCCCGCCCCACUGAGGGACCUAGGUCUCGUUUGGAUUUGCAGUGUUAGUUAGGACAUUCUUUCUUUACAAGGAAAGACCAGGUUUCGCCUUCCGUCAAGGCGGGAAAUGCUGUCACUGUCCCUCCCAAAGGCCGGAAUAAAGAAACGAGGCAGUGUC